GGCCGGUACAAUGCUUAGUCAUGGUGAGUUACAGCUUUCCCCCCCGUUCAUAUGUGGCGCACAGCUCGGCAGACGGCGAAGGAGGAAUUGAAUUUGUCAGCUGAGCCAGCGGCUUCCCAGUAAACACAGCGGUGCAAACAGAUUCCUUAGCAGGGCAACCUCGAGGAAGGCCUCUUCAGAGGAAGCCACUGAACACCCCCUCAUUCCCGAGAGCUCCAAGUUACACUUAUGACACUUUUGGCACUAGACCCUCUUUUUUUUCCUCCUACAGAGUUGACAAGGCUUACACGGCCUCAUCCACAAUAUCCGACUCUGCAGCCCUCAGCAGAAGUGUAGCCCUGUGAGGGGAGCUUUAAUUAUUACCUCUGUUAAAAUGUAGUUGUAAAUCAGACAUGAUCUUUUAUCCUUCUCUAGAGCAGCAGGAAAUCGAUAUGCAAAACUGAGCUACCUAGUGUUUAUCCUCACAGGCGUAAAUGGUCACCUCCACAUAUCUAUAUUUUUGUAUUUGUGUAGAUUUUUAUUGAGUUGUUUUGUUGAAGAGGGCCAGUCAGAAAAUUUGGAAACAAGACAUGAACUUCUAAAAACAUGACCAGUUAGACAAAAGACAGAUGUUGCAAUAGGCUCCCCUGUUUGUUUAGACUGAUCAACAGAUUCAUUGGCGAGUGUCGACAUCCUCCUCCAGAAAGAAAAAAAAUCACUUGUGUUGCCAACACAAACAGUUGAACUAAAACAGAAAGGAAAGAAGGAUUUCUUGGUGGGGUUUUUUUUUUUUUUUUGGGUGGUGGUGUUGUACCGCUUAAUUCUGCCCGCCAUAAAACCUUUUGUCUCAUUUCUCCUGUGAAUUAUAGUAAAAUCAAAGUUAACCUUCAGACAGAGCCAGAGGAAUCCACAACUGAACAUAUUAUUGAUGCAGUAAAUCACACUGGAACCUGCACCAAACUGCAGUACAAACAGCCAUGACUGGCAGUUGGCAGAGAAGACUCUUGUAGCUCCUUACUGAUAAACAUGGCUGGGUUUGAUGACUAAGAAGACAAGGGAUAUCCUCAUAUCCGUAAACUAGUCUUAAACUUGCACUGUUUUACUAAAACAAGAAUCGGGUAUACCCUGUAGAAACCCUGAAGCUUCUGCAAAACCCCCUCCAAGUUCGUCGGUUCCAUCUUUCCCUUAUUUUGCUCAUGCUCUUCGGUGGAGCGAGGAUGUCCCAUAACACCGCCCGCUGUUCUUGAGUAGGAGGUGAAGGAGGAGGAGAACGGGUAGGAAAUGACAGAGUGCCUGACAGAAUGCAAAGCGCUGGUGACGCCGUCCACACGCAACGGCCACCGCGUCUUCAGCUACACACUAGAGAGCCACACGGCGGCCGCCUUCGCCAUCAUGAACGAGCUGCGCCUGGAGCGGCAGCUGUGCGACGUGACGCUGCGUGUGCGCUACAACGACCUGGAGGCGGUGGACUUUGUGGCUCAUAAGGUGGUUCUGGCCUCUUCCUCCCCGGUCUUCAGGGCCAUGUUCACCAACGGCCUGAAGGAGUGCGGCAUGGAGGUGGUGCCCAUCGAGGGGAUCCACCCUCGGGUUAUGGACAGACUGAUAGAGUUUGCCUACACAGCCAGUAUCUCUGUAGGGGAGAAGUGUGUGAUCCAUGUGAUGAAUGGCGCAGUCAUGUACCAGAUUGACAGUGUGGUCAAGGCCUGCUGUGAUUUCCUGGUCCAACAGCUCGACCCCAGCAACGCCAUUGGCAUCGCCAACUUUGCUGAGCAAAUUGGCUGCACAGAGCUCCACCAGAAGGCCCGUGAAUACAUCUACAUGAACUUUAGCCAGGUGGCGACGCAGGAGGAGUUCUUCAACCUGUCGCACUGCCAGCUGGUGACGCUCAUCAGCCGCGAUGAGCUCAAUGUGCGCUGCGAGUCCGAGGUCUUCCAGGCUUGUGUGGCCUGGGUGCGCUACGACAGGGAGAACCGGCGACCGUACGUCCAGGCGUUACUCCAGGCUGUGCGCUGCCAUUCCCUCACCCCCAACUUCCUGCAGGCUCAGCUCCAGUCUCUGGAGUGGGAUCCCCAAUGUAAAGACUACCUAGCCCAGAUCUUCCAAGACCUCACCCUCCACAAGCCCACCAAAGUCAACUCCUGCCGAACUCCCAAGGUGCCACAGCUCAUCUACACGGCAGGGGGCUAUUUUCGUCAGUCCCUCAGCUACCUGGAGGCGUAUAACCCCUGUACAGGAGCCUGGCUGAGGCUAGCCGACCUCCAGGUGCCCCGCAGUGGCCUGGCAGCCUGUGUGAUCAGUGGACUUUUCUAUGCAGUUGGGGGAAGAAACAACGCUCCUGAUGGCAACAUGGACUCGAAUACGUUGGACUGCUACAAUCCUAUGAACAAUUGCUGGCUGCCCUGUGCACCAAUGAGUGUGCCAAGGAACCGAAUCGGAGUUGGUGUCAUUGAUGGCAUGAUCUAUGCAGUGGGCGGGUCACAUGGUUGUAUUCAUCACAACAGCGUGGAAAGGUAUGAUCCAGAGAGGGACCAGUGGCAGCUGGUAGCGCCCAUGUUGACGCGGCGUAUCGGCGUGGGGGUGGCCGUCAUCAAUCGGCUGCUUUAUGCCGUGGGAGGAUUUGACGGGACCCACCGGCUCAGCUCCUCUGAGUGCUACAACCCCGAGAAGGACGAGUGGAAGACCGUGGCUGCCAUGAACACUGUCCGCUCCGGAGCAGGUGUGUGCGCUCUGGGGAACCGCAUCUAUGUGAUGGGCGGCUAUGACGGCACCAACCAGCUGAACACAGUGGAGCGCUACGAUGUGGAGACGGACACGUGGAGCUUUGCUGCCUCCAUGAAGCACCGACGCAGCGCUCUGGGUGUCACCACGCACCAUGGACGCAUUUAUGUGCUGGGAGGUUAUGAUGGCAACACCUUCCUGGACAGUGUGGAGUGUUACGACCCAGAGACAGACACGUGGGCGGAGGUGACGCGCAUGACAUCGGGGCGGAGCGGCGUGGGUGUGGCCGUUACCAUGGAGCCCUGCCAGAAAGAACUGUCUCAGUGUCAGAAGUCUGAGAAGGAGAAUGGCGCAGUGUCGCCGGCCUUUCACCCAGCCACCUCUGGUUUUGGCUCUCAUCACAUCCAGCGGCACAGCGGGACCUUCGGCAAGGGCACUUGAGGCCGACCGCCAGUACCUCCGAGAACUCCCCCCAACACAUAUCUCCCCACACACACAAACACACACACACACACACACACACACACACACACACUCUGAGCUCUCUCUUCUGUCUUCCGUAAUAAAAAAAGGCUCCUCACCACUGAGUAAGAACAGUCACUCUGACCCCCCACCUCCAGCUGCGUCUUUGAUUCUCCAGCUGGCGCUUCAUUUUGAUGAGGAGUUCAAAACACAAAAUCAACAACAGUUUACUUGGAUAGUCUGAUGUUGUUACUCAACUAGCAGGUGGCAAAACUUGAUGUUCAACAAAGUGACACUUGUCUACUUGCUCGUGACCUCAGCCUGGCCCUAACUCUACGAUUAACCCUAACACACACACACUGAAUAUCUUUGCAUAUUUAUUACACUGUAGUUUCAGCGGAUGGAGUUUGCAGUGACUCAUUGUAGUCGCCUGAUGGUAGCUUGAGUAUCAACAUCGGAUUUUCCAAAACAAAGUGCGACCACAAGAUAUUUCAAUUCUGCCUCAAGACCUGGACUUUGAUUCAUUUGUUGUCAAUAAAUUGUGAUCAGUCAAAUCAGACAGACCUUUGAUCAGUCCAGCUGUGUGUUCAGUUCUGGCACUUGAAGUCCCCAAUUGGACCAACAUCUCCCAGGUUUAACCCAUGGGAGAGAAGGGCUGCAUACUAAAACAGGCCAUUUGUUGGCCUAGUGCUGCUCAAAGAGUAGUCAGGGGCUCUUUUUUCUACUUCAAGACCAGCCUGCGAAGAAAAGCUGGAUCUAAGUGGGGAGAAAAUAUUAACCCAUUAUUUAAAAAAAAAAAAAAAGAAAAAAGAAAGAGAAAAAAAGGUGAGAAGACAAAGUAGCAUUUGUCAAUGUAAGAUAAUAGAGUUCAAAGUGCCAUUACCAUGCCGAUAGGCAUUACUGUCAUCAGUAUAUUCUCUUAAGGUGCUUGAGUUGGAAAGGCACAAGCUGAGGCACUGUGUGGUGUGGAGAAAUCGGUGGAGUUGACCCAGACAGCCACAAGAUGAAGCUUUUACUUCAAAACGACAUCUACGAUUCAAAUAUAUUCCGCAUAAAACGGGACCUCGGUGUUAGCUGCAUAAUAGUACAUAUCCUCUCAACAAUAGCCACUGGAUCAGAAAGUGCUGGUUUGGUUUAAGGAAAAUAGUGAGCAUCGCUUCUUGUUAAGUCUGUCACAGAGCAGUCCAUUAAGAUGAAUUGAACAUGGAGUGCCAAGAUUGUGGAGGAACAGGUUUUGACUAAAUUUAAAGGAAGGGGAAUACUGUAGCAUUUAGAAACUUUAGAUUCAAGACAUCUCACUGAAUGUGUUUUCUUAAAACAGAAAAACACUAAUUUUCUGACCUUACUGAGAUCCACCCCUACAGUUGACAUUUGGUUUUCACAUCCACCAGACCUCAAAAACUGAAGUGACCAUGUUUGUGCAUUAGUGUUCAAAUAUUGUAAUGAAAGAGAAAAAAAUGCUUAAAGAAAUGUAUUUGUAACAGCAAUUUAAGCUACAAAGGUUUUUUAAGUGACGUUUUGUACAUUGAUAUUCUAAGAAGUCUUGUACAGAAUUUAAGAGCUCAGUUUUUUAUUUAUUUGUUCUGGUCCUUUUGUUUUCUCGUUCCUCUAAACUGACAUCAACUUUGUAUUGAAUUGGACUCUGGUGUUGUGUUUCUGACUAACUAGCAUGCAUUGUAACUAAAUAGGAAUGCCUGCGAAUGCUAAUUUUGAAUGUUUG
Molecule: messenger RNA, 4879 nt
Organism: Myripristis murdjan (pinecone soldierfish)
Lineage: Eukaryota; Metazoa; Chordata; Actinopteri; Holocentriformes; Holocentridae
Gene: keap1b
Product: kelch-like ECH-associated protein 1b
Exons: 7
Coding region: 1261-3138 (625 amino acids)
Molecular function (GO): protein binding
Source: RefSeq, a predicted model, not a curated record